Molecule: messenger RNA, 1147 nt
Organism: Poecilia latipinna (sailfin molly)
Lineage: Eukaryota; Metazoa; Chordata; Actinopteri; Cyprinodontiformes; Poeciliidae
Product: ATPase family AAA domain-containing protein 2-like
Exons: 7
Coding region: 12-1070 (352 amino acids)
Biological process (GO): nucleosome assembly; transcription initiation-coupled chromatin remodeling; nucleosome disassembly
Cellular component (GO): nucleus
Molecular function (GO): histone binding; ATP hydrolysis activity; chromatin binding
Source: RefSeq, a predicted model, not a curated record
CAGACUACCUCAUGGUGAUCCAGAAGCCCAUGGACCUCUCCACCCUGCUGUACAACAUUGAUGAGCAUAAAUAUGUCACCGUUGAUGAGUUCAUGUCAGACGCAGACCUCAUCUGGCAGAACGCUCUCGAGUACAACCCAGACAGAGACCCAGCAGAUCGUCACAUCCGUCACCGAGCCUGCGCCCUGAAAGACACAAUGCGAGUCAUCAUCAGAGACGAACUGGACAAGGAUUUCCAGAGGAUCUGCGAGGAAAUUCGAGAGUCUCGGCUUGAUAGAGCAUUAUCCCACAGGGGCAGAGCCACUCUAGAGUUGACCAAUGGCUUCUACAACUCUGUGUUCCCCAGAAACAGCACUGGACCUCAACCACGUAAGAAAAAGUCUUUCAAAUCAUCCCGAAAAUCCAAGUGGAGCACUGGUGUCAUUAAGAAACGGCAACAAAAGAAGACAGCUUCAACCUCCUCAAUGUCCAGCAUAACCAGUUCAGAUUCAAGUGCAGAUGGAAUGGGAGGGGAGAGUAGUUCUGUUGGCCGAAGCUCGUCCAGUUUGUCAGACAGCAGCGAUGAUGACGAGAACAUCUUCCUGAAGCUCAACAGGAACCAUCGUGACUUUAAAGCUCUACAAAAACGUCUAAAGCAAAACUGCAACGAGUCCAGCAGCAGCAGCAGCAGCAGCAGCAGCUGCACUCCCAAAAUUAAACUGAAGUCCAGGCAGCCUUCAAAGUCUGACCCAAUCCGAAGGAAGUCGUUGACGGAGUUUUAUUUAAAGAAAUUAGAGAGGCAGAGAAAGACUGAGAUGAGAACAAACAAGGCUGUUUUUGAGCAAAUGCAGCAGUUCAACAAGAACAGAUCUGAAGAGAGUGUUGACGAGCAAACACCCGACCUGGUAGUUGAUCACAAAAAGCUGAAAGAGCUGCUGAGCAGAGCAAUAGUUAAAACAGAGGCCGCUGAGGUGGAGACUCUGGAGAAGUUUUAUGCUCUGUUGGCUCAAUCCAUCUACAGACACAGAAACAACUACAACAAGACAGAGCUCAUUAAGGAAAUGAAGAAGGAAAUUGAAAACUUCUCCUGAGCUAUAAUAAUAAAACCCAAGUAAAUUUAAAUGUAGUUUUCUUUUGUUUUUAUAUUAAAGUGACAGUAUUAAUUUGA